Molecule: messenger RNA, 1163 nt
Organism: Hordeum vulgare subsp. vulgare (domesticated barley)
Lineage: Eukaryota; Viridiplantae; Streptophyta; Magnoliopsida; Poales; Poaceae
Exons: 1
Coding region: 159-1025 (288 amino acids)
Biological process (GO): cell surface receptor signaling pathway
Source: RefSeq, a predicted model, not a curated record
CCAAAGCCACGGUUUCAACCACUCUGACGCGUCGCCUUUGCUCCUUCAGCUCUUCAACAACAUAAGUAGUACUUUCCACUACAUCCUCUCCUGGCCGGGACGGGCCGGGGAAUCAUAGCACAGUCUGGUGCCUUCCUACUUGGCGAUCGAGGCCGAUCAUGGAGCUCGUGAACACGAUCUUCGUCGUGGCGCUGAAGAUCGCCAAGGCGGUGGAGACGGCCCGCGAGAACAAGGCGAUGUGCCUGGACCUCGCCGACCGCGCGAGCACCAUCUGCAACAUCCUGCGCCAGGACCGCGACUCCGGUGCAAUCAUGACGGCUGGCGGCGGAGACAGCCAGGCCAGCCAGAUAACGAGGCGCACGCUGGAGAGGCUGAAGGCCGCCCUCGACGACGCGCUGGACCUCGUCGAGUCCCAGAGGCAGAGCGGCGUCAUCGAGCGGGCCGUCGCCUCCUUCACCGUCGAUGUGGCCCGGAAGUUCCAGCUCCUCCAGACGAGGAUCUCCGACUGCGUCAACGACCUCAAAUACGCCAAGCUGGUCGCUGCUGACCACCGUGCUCAGGAUGACAACACAAGAGCUGCGCCCCUGAAGCCGUCGUCGUUUCCGAGACCGUCGGAUCUGGUGAAGCAGCUGCAGCCGUUGCCCCUGCUGAAGCCGUCGUCGUUUCAGAGGCCGUCGGAUCUGGUGAAGCAGCUGCAGCCGCCGCCCCUGCUGAAGCCGUCGUCGUUUCAGAGGCCGUCGGAUCUGGUGAAGCAGCUGCAGCCGCCGCCCCUGCUGAAGCCGUCGUGGUUUCAGAGGCCGUCGGAUCUGGUGAAGCAGCUGCAGCCGCCGCCCCUGCUGAAGCCGUCGUCGUUUCAGAGGCCGUCGGAUCUCGUGAAGCAGCUGCAGCCGUCGCCCCUGCCGAAGCCGUCGUCGUUUCAGAGGCCGUCGGAUCUGGUGAAGCAGCUGCAGCCAUCGCCCCCGAGGCUGUCGGAUCUGGUGAAGCAGCUGCAGCCGUCGACCCUGCUGAAGCCGUGGGUGCGGUAGCGAAGUCCUUGCAGAAGUACACAAGGACGCCGCGGCAGCAAGGUCGUCGAGUCUUUGAUGUGAUGCAGUUCUUGAUGUAUGUUAUGUUGAGUAAAUAGGCAAUUCUUCGAGUAUAUUAAUCCACGAAAUAAUAACUAG